Messenger RNA from Vespa mandarinia (Asian giant hornet), 2818 nucleotides. RefSeq names its product Glycoprotein-N-acetylgalactosamine 3-beta-galactosyltransferase 1 (gene C1GalTA). Gene Ontology annotation, molecular function: N-acetylgalactosaminide beta-1,3-galactosyltransferase activity. The record is from RefSeq and is a predicted model, not a curated record. Gene Ontology annotation, cellular component: membrane. Lineage: Eukaryota; Metazoa; Arthropoda; Insecta; Hymenoptera; Vespidae.
GCCGGCAGAUGCUUGCGACGGUGGGCAUAAGUUGGUUAUUUCUUUGUUCGUUGGUUUUAUUCUAUAAUAAUUUUAUUUUUCAAUAAAAAUAAUGAUAAACAUCUAUAUUUCGUAUUAUUAUUAUUGUCACGUCACAUCAAGAAUCAUGCAGCGAGGUAAACAUUUUUGUGAUUAUGGUGCUCUUCAUUCGCCAUUGAAAAUAUAGAAAAACAUGUCUUUUUUUAUUAACUUCUCUCAUGAAAUAAGUCCGUGUACCUGAGUGGAUAAAAUUGAAUGAUCAUAAAUCAAAUCACUAUGGACCGAUUGAUUAGCAUAAUGUGUAAACACUUUAAUAUGAUAAUUAUAAACGAGCAAAACAUAAUGAUUUUAUAUAAUCAUUAAAUAAUCAGUAAAUAAACUAUUGUACAAGGAGAAAAAAUAAAUAUUAUCAAAUGCUGUGCAGAAUAUAUGCAAUGCUUAUCUCUUUAUUAAGAUAAUCAACUCUUUUAUUUAAUAUCAUGGUUCAGCAACGAUUUCCAAGUUUUGAUGGUGGACGAAGUGGACGCCGUUUUGUAAUAACUCUCUCAGUUGGCACAAUCAUUGGCUUUUUAACAGCAUGCCUCCUUUUUUCUUCUACUGGAGAAGUAUCUAAUAUAUUUACACGAAUUCCUGGGAGUUCUGCUCUGAUAAGGGAUCCGCAUCAUUAUUCAGAACUCGAGCCAGAGAUAGGGCCUGAGAUAGAAGUGAAAUUUCAUAGUGAUAAUGAAGAUUUUCAUAAAGGAGAAGAUAAGGUAGCGCAAGUAUUAGCAAAGAAAGUUCGUGUUCUUUGUUGGAUUAUGACUGGCCCCAAAAAUCAUCAAAGCAAGGCUCGGCAUGUAAAAGCCACAUGGGGAAAACGCUGUAAUAUUCUUUUAUUCAUGAGUUCUGCAGAAGAUCUAAGUUUACCCACUGUAGUACUGCCAGUAAAAGAAGGCAGAGAUAAUCUGUGGGCUAAAACCAAAGAAGCAUUUAAAUAUGCUUAUGAAAAGUACAAAGAUCAAGUAGAUUGGUUCAUGAAGGCUGACGAUGAUACGUACGUUGUGGUUGAGAAUCUACGUUACAUGCUAUUGUCUUACAACCCAAAUAUGCCAUUGUAUUUUGGAUGUAGAUUCAAACCUUUUGUAAAGCAAGGAUAUAUGAGUGGAGGUGCUGGAUACGUAGUUAGCAAAGAAGGUCUUCGUAAAUUUGUAACUGAAGGUCUUCCUGACGAAACCAAGUGUCGUGCUGAUAAUGGUGGUGCAGAGGAUGUUGAAAUGGGAAAGUGUCUAGAAAAAAUUGGUGUUCGCGCGAUGGAUACUAGAGACUCGCAUGGUCGUGGAAGGUUCUUUCCAUUUGUGCCAGAGCAUCAUUUGAUACCUAAUCAUGUGGAUAAAAGUUUUUGGUAUUGGAAAUACAUCUAUUAUGACACCAAAGAUGGACUCGACUGCUGUUCUGAUAGUGCGAUAUCAUUUCAUUAUGUCUCGCCGAAUAUGAUGUAUGUUCUUGAAUAUUUAAUAUAUCAUUUAAGACCAUAUGGCAUUAACCAUGGCUUAGAGAAUCCUUUGCCAGAAAUGCCAUAUACAUUAACCGAAUACUAGUCUGUACUUUAUCAAAAUUAGAAUAUAUGAAAAAAAAAAAAAAAAAAAAAUAUAUAUAUAUAUAUAUAUAUAUAUAUAUAUUCCUAUAUGCAUUGCUAGUCUGUUCCAAGCAUCAAUUUGAACAAGUUGAUAGCAUGAAUAGUAUAGAACAUUAUAUAGAAUAUAAAAACAUGUGAUAAAUUAUACUUCGUCAUAUUAACACGUUUAUACGAAUGUAAUUUCAAUAUCAGGAAAUUGUGGUCCUAUUAAAAUUUACAGUUGUACAAGAUGCAAUGACGUGUUGUUCUUUAUAUUAAAUGAAUAAAAUUUAAAUAUAUUUCUUUUUAUUUUGAUUUGUUCUAUUCUGUUUUUAACAGCGAAUGUAAAUUGUUAAAUACGUGUACGUUGUUGCAUCAAGUAUAACCAUAUAAGCGAAGGCUGCAAACACAAUGAAUAAAAAUAGAGAUGAGGCCAUUAACCAAAUAAAAAAGGAAAUAUACUUUGUUGAAAGUAUUACUAGUAAGCAUGAUUUAGGAGACUAGAUUACUAGAUUAAUUAAGAGAUCUCAAUAAAGUAUCAUAAAAAUUUUCUAUAAAAGCACAACUUAAUAGAUUAGUGCCACAAUACACCAUUGCUGUGAAUGCUUGCUUGUUGCUAGUCUCAUUACUAUGCUUUACGUUCUAGUCUCAUUGUUAACCUCGUCACUAUCAAUUUUAUUAUGUUUGCUGCCUUGGACUAUGUCCAAUGUGCAAAUAAUCAAGGUGUACACAUAUAUCCACACAAUAUCAUGCUAAAAUAACAAAGUAAAUAUCAUAAAAUCAUUUUUUAUAUAUAAGAAUUGAAAAUUACUAUUUGCAUAUGUGCAGCUUAUGCUGGUGAUAGGAAAAUAAAAUAAAUUUAUUAUAGGCUUCAACUGAAUGAGGUCACUCUAAAUUAAAAAAAUAUUAUAAUUUUUGAUUUAUAAUUUUUGAUUGACAGGAAGAAUCGCAUGUACAGGAUACACACGUACAUUUUGGUUGUUUAUACAUUGAACAUAGUAUAAGAAUGAGGAUAGGUAUAUAUUGCAAGCAUAGCAGAAAUUUGCUAAUCCUUCAGUCCAAAAUUUUAUUCAAGUUGGUACACUCUUAGGGAUCGUGUUAAGCGUACCAUAUUGUUACAUAACAUGGUAACAUAUUGUAAUUAUUAUCUAAUGUAUGAACUGAAAGAUGUAUACCUAAUGUGAAUAUACAUGCCAUAAGAAAUAA